Molecule: messenger RNA, 2362 nt
Organism: Xyrauchen texanus (razorback sucker)
Lineage: Eukaryota; Metazoa; Chordata; Actinopteri; Cypriniformes; Catostomidae
Product: zinc finger protein 513-like
Exons: 2
Coding region: 50-922 (290 amino acids)
Biological process (GO): regulation of transcription by RNA polymerase II
Molecular function (GO): RNA polymerase II transcription regulatory region sequence-specific DNA binding; DNA-binding transcription factor activity, RNA polymerase II-specific
Source: RefSeq, a predicted model, not a curated record
GGUUUGUGAAGCGCUUUGGGGCCCUGAGCAGAUGAAAGGUGCUAUUUAAAUGUGCCCUCUCUGCAUCUACUCCACCAACAGGCCAGCCGCUAUGGAGGGCCACCUCAAGACGCACUACAAGAUGGAGUACCGCUGCCGUAUCUGCCAAGCUGUGUGGGCGAAUCAGGCAGAGCUGGAAAGGCACACGCGCGGCCAUCGCCUGGGCAACCACUACAAGUGUGAGCAGUGUGGCUACCUCUCCAAAACCGCCAACAAGCUCAUUGAGCACGUGCGCGUGCACACCGGCGAGCGGCCUUUCCACUGCGACCGCUGCAGCUACAGCUGCAAACGCAAGGACAAUCUCAACCUCCACAAGCGGCUCAAACAUGCACCGAGACAGACUUUCGGUUGCACCCAGUGUCCUUUCACGACCACCCACCCGUUUGUCUACAGCCGCCAUGUGAAAAAGCACCAAGGUGGGGAGGGGAUUACCGAGGAUGGUGAGGCUCAGCCGGGUACUCCAUGCCCAGGCCUUUUGGAGAGUGGUGAGGGCAGCAGUGGGAGUGGGGACAGCGGCAGCACCAGUCCACUGAUGAGCCUGUCUGCCUCUCAAGCCUUGCAGUCUGUCGCCCUCUCCAUCACCAGCAAGCAGCGAGAUGGCACCCCAAGGCCACGCUACCUCUCAGCCAACGGCACGUUCUCCACACUUUCGGCUCACUACUUGGAACCUUACAGAAACUGUGACCUGGCUCACCUCCUCCCCCUCACCACGCUCUUUACCACUCGACGCUUCACAUUCCACAGCCCCUCUCCCUCAAACUCCUCUACUCCAUUCUCCAGAGCCUGGUCCGACUCGCCCUCACAGUCCCCACCCUCUCCUACAUCACUCAAACACUCCUUCCUCACGUACCUGGGACUGACAGAGAGAGCGAAGACCAUUUGACCAGUCUCUUUCAAAGGAUAGGUUACCCAAAAUGUUUUAUUCUAUUAUCAUGUACUCACCCUCUUACUGUUCCAAACUAGUAUGAUUUUCUUUCUUUUGUGGAACACAAAAAGAAACGUUUGGUUGAAUGCUAGCCUCAUUCAUUUUCAUUGCAUAUUUUCACAGGAGAAAGUCAUUUGAAGUUGAAACAAUAUGAGAGUAAGUGAAUGAUGAAAGAAUUUUCAUUUUCGGGUGAACUAUUUCUUUAAUAACUGAUCCAUAGGCAGUCUGGAAUGCUAACCUAAAAAGUAGAAAUAUAGUAAAAGAUCAAUUUAUCAGGGGAAUAAGUUUGUUGUCUGUUCUAUCAAUCCAAUUAUUGCUCUUUUUUGAGAGGUCUUGUAACAUUUAUUUGUUUUCCUCUGCAAAUGGUGAAUGACCCGGAAACUGAUAAUAGUGCUUUAUCUAUAUGGGUUUUGUAUUCGUUUUAAUGGGAGAAAGGAAACAAAGAACAUAUGAGCUUGCAACCUCCAAGCUUCUUUUUUUUGUGUGUGCAUUUUGUCUUUUGCCAGGAAUCCAACAGCAUGUUCACUAUGUGUUACAAUGGUUUUUGAAGUCAUUUAGGGGAUCAGUAUGAAAUAUAUUUGGGGUAUAUAAAGUACGACAUGACAAAAACCAAUGAAAUAGAUUGCUAUCUCUCAAGUGUUGUUUCCAAAGCAAAGCCUCAGACCACACACUUGUUAAUUUAUCAAAAUGUACACAGUUUUGUAAGCUUUUUUUUUCUUUCCUUCACCACUCAUGUUGGCACUUACUGGUUUUGUUGAAUGGUGAAACCAUUGGCAGAACUCAAAUUUUGCCUCAGCAACAAGAAUAAGGCUCUUUACGAGCUCUAUGAGGCAUGGCUUAUGGUAUUUCUUAAUACAAGCAAUUUGGGGCAUGCUAAUGGAAAAAGCAAUCAUUACCACAAGAUCAGUGGUCGUCAGCCCAUGAUGCUGCCUCAAUACUUCACUAUCCUCACCCGACUAUUGGUCAGUACAGAUUGUGCCAUAGCUGACCGAGGUGGGCUGGCCAUAGGCAUGAGGAAAGAUGAGUGACCAGUCAAGCGCCCUGUGCAUAGCUAUUGUAUGUAUUGCGCAUCUGUACGUUUAACAAGAUGUGAGGUGAUAGUUUUUUUUGGGGAAAACCCAUUUUAUUCUGUCACAAAGGCCGAAUCAAUGGUGCUUUUUGGAGCUUUUUUGUAAUUUUGUGUUUAAAAGAAACUGUUCCAAAAUGACUUGAAUGAAUGUACUUUUUGUUGGUUAAUGUUCAAGUGAUGCAAAGGUAGCUGGACUGUGGUAAGUGAGAACUUGGAAAAAUAAUGGUAUCCCGGUGGCCUUCUGUGUCUUAAUAUUUUUGUUCUAUUUAAAAAAAUUUUAAAGAGCCUUUGAAAUGUAAAAUACAAAUAUAUGUGUAUAUAUAUAUAUA